Messenger RNA from Populus nigra (black poplar), 3003 nucleotides. RefSeq lists its product as uncharacterized. The coding region runs from base 1816 to 2496 and encodes 226 amino acids. NCBI's taxonomy places the organism in Eukaryota, Viridiplantae, Streptophyta, Magnoliopsida, Malpighiales, Salicaceae. The record is from RefSeq and is a predicted model, not a curated record. Gene Ontology annotation, biological process: cellular response to calcium ion; regulation of stomatal closure; de-etiolation. The transcript has 3 exons.
AAAACCACUUUGUUUCGAAAUUGGCUUUGCUCAAUCGGCUAAUCAGCGAAUCGGGUUUUGGAUUUGAUCAGAUCCCGGGCCCGUAUGAAAUCUAUGGUCGGUCCCCACCUGAAGAAACGAGAGGCAGAGAGAAACCAAAGAGAUGAGCUAACGGCAUCGACAAGCCACACGAUUUGAUUCUCUACCAUGAUAUAUAUAUUGUUUCCUUUGACAAAUCGCAGCACAAAUUCCAAUACCCAUUUUCAGUUUCCUAGAUUUUGAAACAUGGAAGCUUGGUGAUUUUGAUAAGGUUUAUAUUGAGUUAACAAAAGAUGUUGCCUGUUUGCUCUGCCACUCAGUGUUGUUCCUCUCAUUCUCAGGUGAGUUUCACUUCCUAGACUGUAAUUUAAUUCGUGUUGUUGCCAAGUUUCUAUCAUCCUUGUACCUCGGAUUUCAUCUAUGCCCUUAGUUUUGGGGAUGCAUGACCUCUAAUUAGGUGGAGAACAAGCCGGGACUAUAAUUGAAUUUUUGCUAAAGAGAAAAAUUCUGGUGUCAAAAAAUAAAAGAAAAAUAAAAUGGUGCACCUAGACAUGUCUGCCUCUUUAUAUAAUAUGUUUGAUGUAUUUGAGUUGAAAAAUCUGGGGUGCCUAAGUGAAGGUUUUGAAUGAAGGUAUAAAUUAAGCUUCAACUGUUUAAGUAUAAAGGUCAGUAUGACAUCAUGUAGAGCUUAUGUGCCCAAGUGAAGGUUUUGAAUUGAUUCUCAUGCUCUAGCAUGGUAUCAUAGUCCAGUGCAGCUUUCUCCUUCCUUCUAGGCCUACACAUCACAGGGAUGCUGAGUAAAUCCCUUAACAACCUAGCAGAAAGUUUUGCAUGGCCUAAUAAUCUGCUUGUACAUCUCUGUUUAGUAGUUUAAGCAUUUGGGUGUGAUUCCCUAGCAUCAACUUCCUUCUCAUGUGCAGUGGAUUAUGAUGGCAUUUUCUCUCCACUUAAGAGCGUGUUUAGCAUUGCUGUCAAAACACCGUUUGCCAAAAAUAUAAUUUUUUUUGCUUAAAAUUAUUUUUUUGUUGUUUUUGGACUAUUUUGAUGUGUUGAUGUCAAAAAUGUAUUUUAAAAAAUAAAGAAAACAUUAUUUUGAUGUGUUUUCGAACGAAAAACACUUUGAAAGCAACCACUACCGCAAUGUCAAACACGCUCUUAAUCCGAUUACUUACAUCAGAAUAUAAAAUUAAGAUAUGAGGUCUGUGAGACUCUUCAAUAUACAAAUUCCAUGUCCACCUUUAAAGAACAGAAUUUGACAAUUUUCAGUGAAGCCUUGCAGGCAGUAACUUCCAUGCACAUCGGUUAUCAAUUCACCAAGUUUUGUGUUAUAAUGUCACAUCUUUCUUCAUAUACCUCUGGCAUAGUAUUUCUAUUGUCAAAAAUUUCAUUCAUGUAUUUGAAACCACAACUACUGCAAAUAACAUUCCAUGGAGGUCUGCAACCAUUUUGCUCAGUCUGGAAGGAUUUCGAGUCCAGAUGUUAUGUCGUAGACAUGGUACUUUUGGGAAUAUCAAAUAUAGCACAUCACCAAAGAAUUUCCUUCAAAACACAAGCUAUAAAGUCUUUCUACUCUAAUUUUAUUGAAAGCUUUGCUUUCAUUAAUGAUCAUUCUUGCCCAAAUGAACUAGGCAACAUUAAUUGCACCCACACCCUAUGGGAGGGGGUAAACUGAAAUUCUUAGAAAGUUAUAACAUAUCUGAUGUUGAAAAAGGACCUUUGAACUCUGCAGACCAGUUUGCUGAUAAUACAGAUAGUUUAAUAUGACUUGUGGAACCUGAAAUAACAUCCACUAUUGAUAUGACACUAGAGAAUCCCAGUUUGGGAUCUGAUUCCCUGGAAAUGGAUAACGAUUCAUUAUCUAGUGCAAAGGCUGCUUUUGAUGAUUUUUUGGGCGAGGUUAGGGACUCCAUCAACACUUCAGUAAAUAAUGGAGGAAAUGUUGUGCAAAGCUCACUAGACACAAUUACUUCUUCAAUAACAUCGAUUAAGGAAGGUGCUUCAGAAGCAGUAGAUGGUGUCUUGAGUAAAGUAUUCUCUACUUUUGAUCAAACAGGAGAAUUAGCUAGCGAUAGAUUGACUAGCUUUUCAUCUGGUUUGAGGGAAGCCACACAAACUGCUACUGGCACUUCUAUUGAUGUGCUCAGAGUUGCAAUCACUGCAGUGGAGGAAUCUAUAGCAAAAGGGGCUUCUUUUGUUGUUUAUUCUUAUGGGCCUGCCAAGGAUUUGCUUCCUCCAAAGAUCAGAGGUGCACUGAAUCUGUCUGAAGAAAGGGUAACACAGAUUUUAAGGCCAAUUGGUGCAACUUUUCAACAGGUUUACAUUGCUAUUGAGGGGUUGGAGAAAAGGCUUGGCUUGGAUCCAAAUGAUCCAGUUGUGCCUUUUGUUCUUUUCCUUGGAACCUCAGCCACUUUGUGGUAUGGAUGUCCUUUUGUGCAUAAAGGAUUUGUUUAUUUAAUCUGCAUUACAUGGGAAGCUUAAGUUUUCUACCAGAUUUGUGCUCGGGUUUUUAUAGGGUGUGGGUAUAUGGUGGUUACUCUGGAGAUUUGUCUCCGUAAUUAACUUUGGAGCUCUUGGCAGGGAAGGAAGACGCCAUACUUAUUGAUGUUCGGCCUGAGGCAAGAGAGUAAAAAAAUAAAACAAGAAUUGGAGCUUGGCUGUAUCCCUUUUUCAUAACUAUGGCUUAUAUUCUUCAACUUUAUUCAGGUUGAUGGCCAGUAGGGAAGCUUUUAAAGGGUGGACGGAUCUUGAUGACAUCUUAACUGCUGCAGUCAUUCGAAACUUGAAAGCUGUACAUGUAUAGCUUUAUGUUUUAAGAGCUUUGAUAUAACUAUUGUUUAUGCAUGCCGUCAUUGUUUCGAGACAUUCAGAAAAAAGAGAAUUCUGAGUAGUGCAAGAAAGAAAGGAAAUUCUCGGGGGGAGGGAUUUGGGCUUGGUUUAAUCAGUGUUGUGUGUUUUAGCAUCAGUGGCCUCUGAGGACACAAGAAA